This is a messenger RNA of Otolemur garnettii (small-eared galago), 885 nucleotides long. RefSeq names its product rhomboid domain containing 2 (gene RHBDD2). The coding region runs from base 132 to 785 and encodes 217 amino acids. The transcript has 2 exons. Gene Ontology annotation, cellular component: membrane. Gene Ontology annotation, molecular function: serine-type endopeptidase activity. The record is from RefSeq and is a predicted model, not a curated record. Lineage: Eukaryota; Metazoa; Chordata; Mammalia; Primates; Galagidae.
AGCUCGGCGCAGGGCGGGGCUCAGAGUAGGCGGGUCUUCCGGCCUCCUCCGCUGUUGCCAAGGGAGACAGCCGCAGAGAGGCGGAAGAAGCUGUGGACAAGCGGCCGGAGCCGAAGAGGCGCGCAGUAACGAUGGCGGCAGUGGCGGCCUCGGGGCCUGGGUUUCGGGGCUGGUGCUUGUGUCCCGAGGUACCUUCCGCCACCUUCUUCAUUGCGCUGCUCUCGUUGCUGGUGUCCGGGCCCCGCCUGUUCCUGCUGCAGCCACCCCUGGCGCCCUCUGGCCUCUCGCUGAAGUCCGAGGCCCUGCGCAACUGGCAAGUUUACAGGCUGGUGACCUACAUCUUUGUCUAUGAGAAUCCAGUCUCCCUGCUCUGUGGUGCCAUCAUCAUCUGGCGCUUUGCUGGCAAUUUUGAGAGAACCGUGGGCACCGUCCGCCACUGCUUCUUCACCUUGAUCUUCACCGUCUUCUCUGCUAUCAUCUUCCUGUCGUUUGAGGCUGUGUCAUCACUAUCAAAGCUGGGGGAGGUGGAAGAUGCCAGAGGUUUCACCCCAGUGGCUUUUGCCAUGCUGGGAGUCACCACUGUCCGCUCCCGGAUGAGGCGGGCCCUGGUGUUUGGUGUGGUUGUGCCCUCAGUCCUGGUGCCAUGGCUCUUGCUGGGUGCCUCUUGGCUCAUUCCCCAGACCUCUUUCCUCAGUAAUGUCUGUGGACUUUCAAUUGGGCUAGCAUGUAUCCUUUCUAAAAGAGAAUCAUUGAAUAAUGCCAUGCCGAAGGGAAAACCAAGUUAGAGGGUUUGUGUAGAGAGAGCAUCUUGGUUUCAGUUGUAGGCACCAAAGGUUCUAGCUUCAGCUAUGAAAAGCAUGUAGCCUUGGGCAGUUCACCUCCCCU